CAUCAUCGCCCCCUCAAUCCUGAGCGCCGACUUUGGCGCUCUCGGGAAGGCAUGCUCCGACACAAUCUCACAAGGAGCAGACUGGCUACACGUGGACAUCAUGGAUGGGCACUUCGUCCCCAACAUGACCUUCGGCGCUCCCGUCGUAACGAAGAUACGCUCACAUGUCGAUCGUCCCGCGCAAGCCUUUGGGAAAGGCACAUUCGAUUGCCACAUGAUGAUCAGUGAGCCGAAGAAAUGGGUAAAGGAGUUCCAGAAGGCGGGGUGCGAUUUGUAUUGCUUUCAUUAUGAAGCUGCUGUGGAUUCGACGGCUGCGGAGUCGCCUGAAGCGCAGAGCGAGACGAAGACUAGUCCGAAGGAAAUGAUCAAGUAUAUUCAUGAUCAGGGUAUGAGGGCUGGUAUCGCGAUCAAGCCGAAGACGGACGUCAGCGUACUUUACGACAUUCUCGAUAACAGCAAUAAGGAAGAGGUUCCGGAUAUGGCCCUCGUCAUGACCGUCGAGCCCGGUUUCGGUGGGCAGAAGUUCAUGCCGGAUAUGAUGCCCAAAGUGGAAGCGUUACGCAAGCGGUAUCCCGAGCUCAACAUCGAAGUCGACGGCGGGCUGUCAGAGAAGACAAUCGAUACCGCAGCAGAUGCCGGCGCGAACGUGAUCGUGGCUGGCAGUGCUGUGUUUGGCGCGCAGGAUCCGCGGCACGUCAUUCAGAUUCUGCGGGAGGCGGUGGAGAAGCGGCGGUGACUCGAAGGUAGUAGACUAUAAUCCAUACACAGCAAGAUGCGGUCGCAGGAGCUAUCGGAACCUCAUCCAAGAAGGAAGUUAGCUUUUCCAAUGCCGGUCAUCAUGAUCAGACCAGCAAAAGCAAUGCUCACGCACCACGAAACUCCACAACCACACCCGGGUACUUCAACCCGCAUCUACAUGAUACGUUGGCUUGGUAGUUACCCAGAACAUAACUCUGCAUU
Baudoinia panamericana UAMH 10762 is the source of this 960-nucleotide messenger RNA. RefSeq lists its product as uncharacterized. Gene Ontology annotation, biological process: carbohydrate metabolic process; pentose-phosphate shunt, non-oxidative branch. The record is from RefSeq and is a predicted model, not a curated record. Gene Ontology annotation, molecular function: D-ribulose-phosphate 3-epimerase activity; metal ion binding. Lineage: Eukaryota; Fungi; Ascomycota; Dothideomycetes; Mycosphaerellales; Teratosphaeriaceae. The transcript has 3 exons. Gene Ontology annotation, cellular component: cytosol. The coding region runs from base 101 to 736 and encodes 211 amino acids.